Molecule: messenger RNA, 1596 nt
Organism: Cuscuta campestris
Lineage: Eukaryota; Viridiplantae; Streptophyta; Magnoliopsida; Solanales; Convolvulaceae
Source: the annotation of a GenBank genome assembly
AAUCAAACAAGAUCACACAUAACUAUAUUUAGGCUUACACAUUGAGAGAAUUUGAUGAGUCAAAAUGCUUAAGUUAGUACUCCUUAAAAAAAAGUGAGAAAAGGUAUAGAGGGAGAAAAGAAUUGGACAACCACUCAAUCACUCUGGGACAAUUGGGUCGCAACUCGCACGCCCCAUGCUUAGUGUGAAGCUUGGGCGCCGCUGCAAUGGCGUCCGCCGGGAGCUGUUCUUCCCUUUCUUCAAGUUUCUCUACUCCACCACUGCUACUACUACCGGAGCAGAAACUGAACCCUCGUUCGUGACGGAGUUCCUCACCAACUCACUCGGAUUCUCCAGAGAAGAAUCCACCUCGAUAUCCGCCAAGGUAACCCGCUAUUCAUCCACGACCCGUCCCGUUCUAGUCCUCGAUAGUCUGCGAAGAAUCGGCCUCGAUUCGACCCAGAUAAGGAACUGCGUCUCCAAAUACCCCAGAUUGCUGUACUUCGACGCCGACAAAAACCUAAUCCCCAAACUCGAAUGUCUCCGGGAACUAGGGCUUUCCGAUUCGGAUCUCGCCGAUAUCCUCACGAAGGGUCCGGACAUUCUUGGGAGGGGAUUAGAUUCGAUCAUCAAGCCCAGUAUAGCUUCCCUCAGGCUCUUAUUUGGUAGCGAUGAGGAUUUGCGCAAGACAAUAAAGUCUUACCCUUGGAUUCUUGUUGCCAAUCAGGCUAUGCUGGAAAUUGCUUCCUAUUUUAAGGAGAUUGGCCUUUCAAAUAAGCAGAUUAGGUGGUUUAUAGCUAGCAAGCCGGACUCUUUGAACUUUCAACGCAAAUGGUUCGAGGAGAAGGUGAGCAUACUGGAGAACGAUUUCGGAAUUGUUCGCGGCUCAUCCUUGUUCGUCUAUGGAGUAUAUGCAAUGGCCAGAUUGAGUAAGCUGUCAAUUGACAAAAAAUGUGCAAUCUUUAGGAGUUUCGGAUGGUCUGAUUCAGAAAUUAUCGCUAUGUUUCAGCAUCAACCCUGUUAUUUUGCCCUCUCAGAGGGUAACAUUCAAAAGAAGCUGGACUAUUUCAUGAACACGCUUGGGUGGAAACCGGAUUACAUGUCCACUCGGCCCGUUCUGUCUUAUAGUCUGGAGAAGAGAGUGAUGCCGAGGGUUGAUGUAUUUAACGCUUUGAAGGAGAAGAAUCUGGAUAUCACCAUGCCCUCUCUUUACGUCAUCAUAGUCUGCUCAGAGUCAAAGUUUGUGAAGACAUUACUGCUUCCCUAUAAAGAUGUGUUGUCUGGCAUGUAUGAGUCGUACAAGAAAAUAGUGGGACGUUAAGUACAUUUGGUGACUAUCUUCUUGCCAAUGAGAGGUAUGAGAGAUCAUUAUAUUUUAUGGCAUUCUUCCCUAUGCUGUUUGUGAAUGUUUUUAACGAACUGGAAUCUAGAACUCAAACUUGAAUGUUACUGUGGGGGUUCUGAUCUCAAUUUGUUACUUAUCAUGGUGUUUCUUUAUAAGAAGUUAUCAAAUUGAUAAACAUAUUAUCAAUUGAUCAAGCUAGGUCAUCAAAUAUGCGCCAGUAAAUGCUUAUCUCCACAAAAACGGAUAAAUUUCAAGAAAAGCUCUACUCCCUC